This is a messenger RNA of Haplochromis burtoni (Burton's mouthbrooder), 4055 nucleotides long. RefSeq lists its product as uncharacterized. The record is from RefSeq and is a predicted model, not a curated record. NCBI's taxonomy places the organism in Eukaryota, Metazoa, Chordata, Actinopteri, Cichliformes, Cichlidae. The transcript is spliced from 5 exons. Bases 107 to 931 code for a protein of 274 amino acids.
UCUUCAAAUCCUCGCAGAACACGUGAACGCAUCACGAGGCAGUACAUAAGGUAAGAGGUUGCUCCAGGCUGGGAGGUAGCGGUCCAGCUAACUUUUAGAGCUAGCUAUGCCUGGCAAAUGUAAAUUCCAAGAUUCCUGGCUCGCAAAGGAUGUUUACAAGGACUGGCUGGUUAAGGACGUCCAGGACAUUCAUUUUGCCCGAUGCAGGGCCUGUUGCAAAUCAAUCAAACUUCAGACGAUGGGCGAGGCUGCCCUUACCAGCCACGCAGGGGGAGCUGGCCACAAAGCAGCGGUCCGCAAGCUGCUGGAAGGCUGUUUGAUGGUGACAGGACAGGUGAAUGGCAGCGUGAAUCAGGCAGAGGACAGCAAGGAGCAAGUGGCCAUCUGCCUCCAGCGUGACGCCUUGGACAGAAUAACAGGCAACGACUGGUCAGAUCUGCACCACAGCCCCUCUACAAACUCCACCUCCCACAAUGCAGAGCUACAGGAUGUGGCAUUCCCUGCUGCCUACUUCACAGCACCAGCCUUAUUCUCUAAACUGCAGCUCCUGGUGUUAAACAGCCUUGAAAGCACCUCUAGGCUCAGCAGCCAGCAUCUCCAACCAUCAGGCGGCAAGACGGAAGACGCCGGGCGCCGCCCAGCUCAGCACGACUCCGUAGACCUGUCCAGACUGGAGCACCAGCAGAGAUCGGACGCUCUGGAGCAGCAGCAGCAGAUGAAGAUCCUGGAGUGGGAGAAUAGGAUGAAGGUGCUGGCGUGGGAGCAGGAGCUGGUGAGGGAGAAGAGGAGAGCAGCCCGGCAGAAGGAGAAAGCCUUCAGGAUGAAGAAGGCCUACUACAAGGCCAAGCUAAAGAGGAUGGGCGAGGACGUGCCGCCGUCUUCCUCCAGUAGUGGCGACGAAGCGGAGAAAACGUCUGACCCGACUGGCUGAUACGCUCAAAUGUUUCUAUUUUUCGGAGUGUCAUUCUUGUAUUGUUUUGUGUAUACGCCAUGACACUACUUUUUGUUUUUUGUUACACAUUGCUGCUGAAGAGUUUCACAUUGAGCAACAAUUGUUGUAAUCACGGCAGCCAAUCCCUCUGCAAUGUGAGUUCCAUCUUAAUAGAGAAACAUUUUAAGCAGUUUUUGAACUAAUCUUUAAAAACGACACAACAGUACAGAGAACUGUAAGUCACUUUAAACUCCUUGUUGAAAUGCUUUGUAAUGACAACCCUGUUUUAUGUGUCAUCUAUCACAAUCUUGCCCCGGAUUGAAAAAAUCAAUUUUCAUUGAUCGUCUUAACGGUGUAUUUUUUAUUUUAAUUUUUUUAAAGGUGAAAGUUCGUUCGAGGUUAUUUUAAAAGAAGAAUGUACGGAGGUGACACGCACAUGGGACGAAAUGACAUUCCUAAAAGGACAAUCUUUUAACAGGCUUUUUUAGUGCAUGCUUUAACUUUGUUUUUGAUAUGUAAGUAAACAAAUGUGUAAGUGAAUAAAUAAGUGGGAGAAACAGGUACCACACUGAUGUAUGUGCACACCUGUGAUUGUUCUGCGUCUUCUUCUGAAAAUGAGAGGUCUGUAAUAUUGAGUUGUAAGACAGCAUAUCGAGGAAAGUAUUGGGUCACACCACUUACCUACAAAUACACUGGAGUACAUGGACAGAAGGUCAGGUUGCCUUGUGUCCACAUUCUUUUGGCCAUUUUUAAAGUUCUCUGCUGGGACUGUGGUGGUAGGAGGGGUUCCACCACCACAGUGCUGUUUAAAAAAGAAAACUCUUUAAGAGUAUCUUCAGCAAAAUAAUUAGGCGCACUCAGCGAUCGUCAAAAACACCAAAAGAGGCCAUUAUCUUUUUGAUGAAUGCUGUUAAGGCCCCCGGUACAGUUCAAACACUUAGAGAAUAGAUGAAAAAUGCAACGCUUUGAAAAAUGGCUGCUCUCCCUCUGCUUUAUGCCAGCUGACACUCAGGAGAGAGUGGUAUUGAUCUUCACAGCCAACUUUUGGCAGGAAGCAUAUUUCCCAAAAAUGUCCAUUUCCCCCCCCUUCGGAUCCCAACGUUUUAGAUCAAAUAUUUUUAGCUUUACUACUGCACAUCAGUGCCUAAUGAACCUGGCUGUGAACAAACGGUAACAUUAAUAAUCUAAUAAGAGCACUGAUGAGUUUUUGCUUCAGCCCUGCGUAGGUUAAAAUCUUAAGAUGUAUGUAUGCUCCGCUGAUCCCCGCCGUCUCUUGAGUUGAACGUCUCCGCCCUCCUCUGAUGUCUCUGAAUGUGACAGAAUACUUUGAGAGUCAACGCAAGUCAGGGAGAGGAGCCUUCUAGAGAAAAAGGUGUCACCCUGUCACAGGAUCUUUCCUCCGCUCACUUUUUCUACACCUGAAAAUGUCUGUUGGCAUGAAUAUGAAACAGCAAAGCUCUUUGUGUCUCCCAGACAAGAAUAAUCAGAAAGAACACAGAGCCUUGUAGGAAUAAGUCAUUUUUUUUCUUUUUUAAUGUCCAACAUUUCUCUUGUUUCCGCGGUAACAGGGGAACAGCUGUUUCCAUCCAGACGGCAAGAUAGAAGGCAUCCAAUAAUGAACACACAAGCUAACAAAUACAACCUCCCAUCAUCUCUCCACCUCUCUCUGUUCCUCUCCUUUUGUCUCUAAUCAUCUUUUGUUGUUGUUGUUGUUGGUUUUUGCUUGUUUGUUUGUCUGCCCUCGCUUCUGUGGCUCGGAUUGGUCCGAACUACUGUUAAACCUGUAGUCAAUUAAUUGGAUAGAUUACCAGUUAAGAUUAGACAACAGAUCCAGUUUGAAUACUGACUAAACUCUUCAGAUUUGAAUUCCAGGUGUAAGUUCGGAUUCUUUUCUUGCCUUUCAUCUGUGGAUUUGUAGCCAUGAGAGUCAGAUGACAGGAAAUGUUACAUAUGACAACAAGAACAUUUGCACACACACGCGCACACACACACACGCUUCCUCAACAUCCUCUCAUUCAGAUGGCGAAAAUAAGAAACCAAUACAGUGUCAAUAAAUUAUCAAUAAAUAAAGUAAAUCUCAUGUCUUUCAAAGUUGAAGGUCAGCUGAAGAAAAAUAUAGAUGGAGAAGAAAAUAGGAUUUGUCAGGCUAACAGACCGGUGGGUGGUGUUGCGCUGCACUCGGGACUUUUUUGGCAAUAAUACUGUCGCAAAUAGGUUGUGCUUGUCACGUCUCAGGGACACGGGACCGGCAGAGCAGCGGUCAGAGCAGGCAGAUAUGCACUUAUUUGUAAGGUGUGUGUUUAUUUCCACUUCGAGCGUUUCCAUCCACGUGUCUUUUUUUCUCUCUGUCUCCCUGUGAUGAGUAACAUCCACGCCUUCCUCCCUGCGGCUACAUUUCUGCAGUCAUGUUUCCUGACCCAAUUUGUUCUUCUUGCAACCUUGCCUGAUUUGGUAUCUUUUUUUAAAAAAAAAAUCUUUCCCGUUAUGCAAUAUCUUAGCCUUAUUUUUUCAUUUAUUACUUUUUGCAUUGGCUUUUGGCUGUUUUCUGCUCAAAGACACAGACAACACAUGUUGGCAACACAGAACUCCCAUUUUCCUUCAGUUUUUACAACCCGCUGUAGUUUCCUAUAGAAAAAAGCCUCCCUGUCCCCGUCUCCACUCCUGAAAACACCCAUGUGUUGUUACCUUAAAGGCUGAACUCUGGGCUUCCUCCGACAGCUGCGAGAAAGGUGCAGCUGCUGAUGGAAAGACCUGCAUCUCGAAACCACUUAGAGGCUUUUAGCGCUGACACAGCUGACAUCUCCUCUCCCCUCUGCAAUCUGCCGCAGAAGCUUUGACAGAUCUUGAAAGAUAACUCGUUUUUUGUGAAACCAUCUAAAUGAGAAUCUGAAUAAAUAAAAAUCAGUUUUCGUGGUUUUUUUUGUGGGCUCGUGUUCGAUUGUUUCUGAAGCAUGAGCUUCUUUUCUGUUGAAUUUCUCAAAUAUAAAGGAGCAAUUUAAAUAUUCAGGUUGGCACCAUGCUGUGAACAUACCACAGUGCUGCUUUCAUGUCUUCACACAAAUAUCUGAGUGUGUUACGAUGACUCUUAUCCGCUCCCUUCCCACAUGAAAAUCCGCUUGCUUAU